AUGUGUAUCUACUGGACAUGCAAGUACACGCUAUGCGGCUGUAUAUGGGAUAUGGACCCAUCAAAAUGCCCAAACAAGCGUUUCUGCUGGGGUCCAAGAAUGAUAACCCUCGAAUCCAACACAGCAACAUGCGCAGACUGCUGGGCAAGAGGGGACAAGCGGGUUUACGAACGACAAACAAGUGAUAAAGCUGACAAAGAUGCAGAAGCAUCCAAGACGACAACAUCGAAUUGCGAAAGUGACGCAGACGGGAGUGACAAUAGCUCCGACGAUGACGAGUAUUUUCUAGCCGAAGAGUUCCUGUCGCCAUAUCCAUGCUCGCGGCCUGCGACCCCGCAACUAUACUUCGAGGUACAUUCGGAAUUGUGCCCCGUAUCUGAGGACAACGAGUUCGAUUUGACCAGGGCCUGUCACCCGAUAGAUCCUGCAUCGAUGGGGAGGGACUAUCGAGCAAGGCGCCACAAGACGAUCCCAUUCGAGGACUUGUCGGAUGAUACAGAUUCUUUUGUUUCUUGUGAAGAGUACCUCGACGAAGAUGAAGAUCCCACCGACGAGGAAAGUUUCACUUCAGGAAACGAAGAAGAUGAUGUCUACUAUAGCAUGGUGGGUCCCCCUCUUAGGCCUAAAGGCCUAAUCAAAAGCUUGGAGGACCAAUCAUUACUGUUAUAUGGCUCGGCGCAAAAGUAUUACCCAACAGAAGAAUAG
Penicillium expansum is the source of this 705-nucleotide messenger RNA. RefSeq lists its product as uncharacterized. The transcript has a single exon. NCBI's taxonomy places the organism in Eukaryota, Fungi, Ascomycota, Eurotiomycetes, Eurotiales, Aspergillaceae. The record is from RefSeq and is a predicted model, not a curated record. Bases 1 to 705 code for a protein of 234 amino acids.